This is a messenger RNA of Rhagoletis zephyria (snowberry fruit fly), 1544 nucleotides long. RefSeq lists its product as uncharacterized. The record is from RefSeq and is a predicted model, not a curated record. NCBI's taxonomy places the organism in Eukaryota, Metazoa, Arthropoda, Insecta, Diptera, Tephritidae.
UUAGUUUUUUGAAGUAUUGUUGAUUAGCUAUGGAAAAUAAACCAACGGUGCUUGUAUUGGGCGGGUGUGGAUUUAUCGGCCGUAACAUGGUGGCUUAUCUCGUUGAGAACGAUUUGACGGAUGAAAUACGUGUAGUGGACAAAACUCCACCGCAAAUGGCUUGGUUAAAUGAGCGUCAUACUCAGGCAUUUGAUAACAAAAAAGUGGAAUUUUGUAGUGCCAAUCUUAUAAACGCCGCCUCUUGUAAAAAUGUUUUCGCCCCACACCCAACCACAGGCAGGACGUGGGAUUUAGUAUUCAACUGUGCGGCUGAAACUCGUCCAAAUCAAACCGAAGCGGUCUAUAAGGAAGGGAUACUGAAAUUAAGUAUGAAUUGCGCCAAUGAAGCAGCCAACGUUAAAGUGAAACGAUUUGUCGAAUUAAGUUCCGGUUGCGUUAACAGUUCGGAAAAGGUUGCACAAAGAGAAGACUGCAAACAUGAACCAUGGACUUGUGUAGCUAAGCAAAAGUUGACGGUUGAGCGUGAGCUCGAUACGCUGAGUGAAGUUCUGCCAUACACUGUUGUACGACUGCCAGUCGUCUACGGGUUAGGCGAUAAACGCUACUUAAUGCCUCGCAUUAUUGUAGCUGCAAUAUACAAGUAUUUGAAUGAAUGUAUGAAGUUACUGUGGAACAAUUCCAUGCAUCUUAAUACGGUACAUGCAGAUGACGUUUGCGCAGCAAUGUGGUUUUUGGCAAAUAAUCUAGCUGCAGUAGGUGAAGUAAUUAAUAUCGUCGAUGAUACUGAUUCCACACAAGGAACUAUAAGUGAUAUUUUAUCAGACAUAUUCUCAAUAAACGUUGACUACUUUGGCGUAGUCAUGUCGAAUUUAGCAAAGUUAAGUCUAUCAGACACGGUUAGUGAUGUCAACGACAAACAUAUGACGCCGUGGGCCGAAAUUUGUCAAAAGAAUGAAAUCAAUAAUACACCUCUAACGCCAUAUUUGGACGAAGAGCAAUUGUAUCAUAAACAUUUGUAUUUGGAUAAUACAAAAUUAAAGACUUUAGGCUAUGUGCUCAAAGAACCAAAAUUAACGCGUGAUUAUGUAACUGAGAUUAUCGAAGACUAUAUAAAGCAAAAGUUAUUUCCAAAGUCCCUAAUGAUCUAAACUUAAGCCCUGCAAACUUUAGUACUUAAGGACGUUUAUAAGACAUGACUCAACUCAAUUAAAAUGCAAGUAUGUGAAAACAAAAAUUGUAUAUAAACUGAUAUUAAUGUAAAAUAAUUCAAUAUUUUGAUUGUAUUUGCUAAGAACAAAAUACUAAUUUUUUGUACAAUUAUUGUACCAUGCUGAUAUUUUCUAAAGUGUACUUAUAGUAUUACCGCAUAGUGUGUUAUUGUAUUUUGGUAUUCCAAAACAAAUUUUAAUGGUUUUACUUAUGUAUGUAUGUACUCGUAUUUACUAAAAUUAUUGGUGAUGUAUUAUAACAUUUUUAAUAUACACGAUGAAUGUAUUUUGUACAAUGCAAUUACAUAGUUUGUCAUAUAAAUGUGCCAAAAUAAC